Messenger RNA from Cryptotermes secundus, 2428 nucleotides. RefSeq names its product ankyrin repeat domain-containing protein SOWAHB (gene sowah). The coding region runs from base 3 to 1646 and encodes 547 amino acids. NCBI's taxonomy places the organism in Eukaryota, Metazoa, Arthropoda, Insecta, Blattodea, Kalotermitidae. Gene Ontology annotation, molecular function: protein binding. The transcript is spliced from 15 exons. The record is from RefSeq and is a predicted model, not a curated record.
AGAUGGCAGUGCCAAGUGAGUUAACACUUGAUGCAAUUCGGGAUUUUAUGUUGGAAAACGGUGGGAAAGUGACAAACCAUGAUUUAGUGAAACAUUUCAAGGGAUUCCUUACUAAUCCUGAAACAAGAGUCGAGGCUCGAAACCAGUUCAAAGAAUUUGUAAAUACACUGGCCGUAAUUCGUAAUGAGGAGGGUGAGAAAUAUUUGAUGCUAAAGAAAAAGUACCGUAAUCCAAUGGGAGAACAGAGUCCAGCAAUGCAUCUUGCGUCACCAGUGUUACCCAGUUCAUCAUUUGAUUCACUAUCCUCUGUGACAUCUACAGCCAUGAUCCCUUCAGAAAGCUUUUCUGCAUCAGAAGAAUCCUUGGAUAUGAUGUCUCCUUCUCGCCAGCCACCCCCUUAUCGAUCUCCUCCUCCACCUUCUGUUUCACCUGUACGUCCAAGUGCCCCCUGCACAUUGUUGGACUCUUCAGAAUCUGGAAUACCAUCACCAAGUGUGAGACAAGAAAAUGAAAUGGGAAGAGAAAAGGAGUCUCUUGUCAUGGUGAGGUCUGUAAGCAGAGAUGAUUCACUCAAUAGCAGUACAGAAAUCACAGAGGAAACUGUGAUCCACGCUCCCCCACCCGUACCACCUCGCCGUAAAAGUAGUGACAAACUGAAGCUGGAAAAUAAGGAAAAUGUUCAUGAUACUACAAUAAAGAGACUCAAAAUGGUAGCAGCUGAGGCAGGUAACAAAAUGGAUGCACCUGAUGCGGACUCCGAGCAGAAGAUAAGUGUAAAGGAACGCAUGCAGAAAUUCAAUCGCCUUGCAGAAUCCGACAUGAAGACACACCCGAUAGCUAACAAGAAGAAAAUUGACCGGGGUGUGGAUGACUAUGACUCGGCUUCCGUCACAACGCUGGACGCCAAGUCUCGGGAGUGGCUGGUCUUCUCCUCGCAGGCGAACUACCAGGCCCUAGCCAAGCUUGCUGCCGGUAACCCUCGCCUUGCCAGAUUCAAGGACCCUACUUCGUAUACGGCACUGCACUGGGCUGCCAAGCACGGGAAUGACGACGUUGUGAAGCUGAUCGCCGGGACGUACCAGGCCGACGUCAACGCCAGAUCGAAUGGGGGUUACACUCCUCUACACAUGGCCAUGCAGUUUGGUCAUGAGGAAAUUUACAACCUUCUCGUCAAAGUUUAUGGAGCAGACCCAAAUUUGAGGGACUGGAGUGGGCGGAAACCACGGCAGUAUCAAGCUAGCCAGGACACUUCAGUUUCUGCAGAUACAUUCAGGAAAAUCAAAGCAAGGAAAAAACAUGCAGAAAAAGACUUAGGCUUCUUGAGAAUUGGCUCCUUGAAUGUGAGAGUCAAGAGGACAACUGAGGCAUUCAGCAACUUUCUGGGUGUUGGACAGAGCAGUGACAAACUACACAAAACUUGGGGAUCAGCUGACAACAUUCAGCAGGUUGACAGGCACAUGAUGCCCCCUCCAAAAUUUGCUCCUAUUAAGAAGAGAAGAUCAAAACGAGCACAAGACUUUGCCAUGAGUCACAGCACACCCAGCACACCACCUAGUGAGCCUAGAACCAGUUCUACAGAGGCAGUGGUGGACUCUGACUCUGACACCGCCUGUGGGUUUGGUUCCAAUUGGCAGAGCACAGUAUGAGUCAGCGGCACAGUCUCUUGCUGAAGUGCAAUUUUUUGGUUUCCAACAUGAAUUAAUGCUUCAUUUUCAAUUGCAAAAACACUCUGUGUUGAGUUUAUAAGUGUGCUGGCAGACACCAUGAAAUAUAUGAGAUGUUCAUGGUGGUAUCUGUGUCUUCUGGAAUAUGACACCCUGUAGUCUGGCAGAAGUUUACCAGCAUAUCAGAGGAACAUGUUGCCUUCUUCUUCAGGAUCAAAGAGUAACUGGGCAAGUAAGCAAAAAGGGGAGGUUUGCUUCUUGCUUGCUUCCUUUCCUACUUGUCUGCUCAGCUUACCUUCAACAAGUAAAAUAGAGGCAGAACAUUCAUCUGAAAUGCUAAAAAUCUUCUAAUAGGCUUCACAUUGUCACAUUCCAAAAUAUAUUUGCUAUUCACAAUGAAAUUUCAGUUUAGCUAUUAGAAUAUACUUCUAUCCUUCAUGAAAGAUUGAAAAUAGUUUUAAUAAAUAGGGAUAUUUUGAGUGGGAAAUUUGAAUAAAAUAUCUACCAGACUUCAGUAUGCACAAAUAUAGUGUGCAGUCAAUUUCCUUGCCCUAAAACUGUUUUUUUUUUCUUUGUAAAUCUAUAUUGAUCUUUCAUUUUUGUCACCAUAACAUGACCAGUGCUGGAUUUAAGUAAUCUAAGCCUCUGGAACAUAUAUUUUUAGAGACUGUCUCCUAAUUAUUGUUAUACAUACAAGCUUUCAGGAUAUUUUAAUAUGAAUGGGUUAUGAAAGAACUUGGGAUUGAAAUAAAAGGUGAACUUUA